This is a messenger RNA of Myzus persicae (green peach aphid), 2878 nucleotides long. RefSeq names its product origin recognition complex subunit 2 (gene Orc2). Gene Ontology annotation, molecular function: DNA replication origin binding. Gene Ontology annotation, cellular component: nucleus; nuclear origin of replication recognition complex. Lineage: Eukaryota; Metazoa; Arthropoda; Insecta; Hemiptera; Aphididae. The record is from RefSeq and is a predicted model, not a curated record. Gene Ontology annotation, biological process: DNA replication. The coding region runs from base 955 to 2835 and encodes 626 amino acids. The transcript has 12 exons.
AAUAAUCAUUUUGUUUUCGUUCCUUUAAACGCGUUCAGUGGGGGGAACGAAUUGAAACAAUUCUGCCUACUUCGGGCUACUCGUUCCUUAGUCCUUACUUCCUUUAAAGCGAAAAUUUGUAAUAGUUAUUGAGUCCAAAACCAAAUUGUGCUAUUCUCUUAUCAUGUAGUAUGUACCAUGACAAAAUAAAUAAUUAAUUAAAUAAUAAUUUAUUCUAUCAUGGUAUGUAUCUUUUGUACCGGAAUGCGGACGUCAAAAGUCGAAAACUCGAAACAUUAUUUAUCAUUCUAGUUGGUACUAUCUUAAUUAAUCGGGUUAGGUACACGACUGUCUCGACUAUAGUACGAUAAUAUCAUAGACCCAUUAACAAAGUUGUUAAUAGGUCUAAUGUCUAUGGAUAAUAUAUAGAGCCUAAUAAACUAGCACCCUACGGAUUCGGUCUUGUCAUAUUUAGGACUAUGGGAAUCUCAAGUUAGUAGGACGUGGUGGCCGUUCACCAAAUAAAAUAACAUAAACAUAACGCUUUUAGCUAAUUUUUGAGGUUAUGAAUGAUAUGUCGACAAAAAACGCGGGAAACAGAAUAUAUUUAUUUACUAUAUUAUAAACGUCUAAACAAUUAACAAACCAAGUACCAGCUGAUACUGUAGACAAUGUCUUGACAUAUCUGUACUCUGUAGUCUGUACUUAGUAGUCAUUACUCAGUAGUAGUGAAUACCUAAAAAAUAAGUAAUAAAGUCACUUCUGUCUAGUCUGUAUAGCAUAGAUAUUAGAGUAUAGACUACUGUCUAGUGCCCACUAUAGUCUUUAAGUCUGUCAUUACUGAUUAGUAACAACUCUAAAUUAAGAACACAGGUGUCUACUAGAGAAUAAAUUGGAAAUAUUAACUUAUGAGGUUUAUUUUAAAUUUUCACUGUUAUUUUUGCAAUAUGGAAUUGUAAAUACCUGAACAUUACAAUGGAAUUACCAAGUAUUGAUGCUGAAUAUGACAUUGAAGUGGAGUUCAUUAAUGAUCAAGUAGUUGCUCAUUUAAUAGUAGAUGAGACACUAGAAAAAAAUAAAAAUUUAUUUGCAGAAAAUCAUUCAACCAGAAAAAAAAAAUCUUUUGAAGUCACUGCAAACAACUCUGGAGUUUCAAUUAAAAGUAAAAAAACAAAUCAAAUAUUAGAUGGAAAUAGUGAUGAUGAAGAGUUAGAUGAAAAUGAAUCAGAUGUAACACUGAAACCAAAAGCAUUAUUUGAAGAUGGAGAUGUGCCAGGUGAACGUAUGUUUAGUUUUCAGUCCAAACAAAAUAAAACACUAACGUGUAUGAAAAAAAAUAAAACUUCACAACAUAGCAAAGAUCUCCAAUAUCAUAACAACGAUGAUAAAAAAAUGUGUAAUAUUCAUCCUGAAGAUUUCUCUGAUGAUGAAAGUGAAGUUAAAUCAAAAAAUCCAUAUAAAAGAACAACUAGAACAACAGCUACAUCAGUUAUAUCUGAAGUCAAAAAUAAAGUAUCAGACAAAGACUUUCCAAGAGUAACCGAUACCAAAUUUGGUCAUGAAACACCUAAAAAAUUAAAAAAAAUACAUUCUGUGAAUAGUUCUGAGCAUAUAUUGACAAAAACACCAAGAACUGUUCGGAAACAGAUUGCAAAAGGAAUUGCACAUCAAAAAUUUGAACAACUUAAUGAAUUUAACGAUUCAGAUUUUAGUAUUAGUGAUGAAAGUGACAGUGAUUCUAGUAUUCAUACUAGUCUUACUAGUCAGCCAAAGACCACUAAUACUCCUUUAAGAAGAUCUACUAGACAAAAAGAAGUUCCUUUUAUAUAUAAAUCAGAUGAAUAUUUUUUAUCCAAGUCUGCUAAAUCUGUGAAAAAGUCUAAGACAUCAGAUAAUACAUUGAAACUAUUGAAAAACCCUGUUUUAGACAAAGAACAGGUUGAUCAACUCUCAGGAAAGUCUUACAUUAAACAUGAUAAAAUGUUAAAGUCAAUGUACAUUGAUAUUGUGUCAAAGUUUCCAUAUUGGAUGUCUUUACUUAAGGAAGGAUUUAAUUUACUUCUGUAUGGAUUUGGUUCCAAAAGACAAAUUAUAAAUGAUUUUAGAAUGUCUGUGUUAGCAGAAGAGUCCGUAUUAGUGAUUAAUGGAUUUUUUCCUGGACUGACAAUGAAAGAAAUACUAGAAUCUAUAACAAUUGAUUUAUUAGAUCUUGAAAGUUGUCCAGGAAGUUCUGAACUCGUAAUUCAGCUAAUUGAAGAAAAACAAAAAUUAAAGAAUUCUGAACAUAUUUAUAUUCUAAUAAACAAUUUGGAUGGUGUUGAAUUACAAAACUACAAAGCACAGCAUAUACUUUCAAGGAUUUGUUCAUUAAAAAAAGUACAUUUAAUAGCAUCUAUGGAUAGAGUAAAUUCUGCUUUAAUGUUUGAUAAUACCAAACUUGGGGAUUACAAUUUUAUUUGGAUGGAUUGUACCAAUUUUUUACCAUAUACAGUUGAAACUAAUUUUAUACAAUCCUUAAUGGUAAAAAACAUUGGAACACAACAUUCAUUAUCAGGAUUGAAUAAUGUUUUCAAAUCACUGACAUCCAAUGCUAAAAGUAUUUUAUUAUUACUGAUUAAAAAUCGUAUUGAAAAUAAGAACGAUAAAAAAUAUGGAGGUGUUCCAUUCUCAACCUUAUAUCGUUGGUGCCGUCAACGGUUUCUAGCUAGUACAGAUCUAGCUUUGAGAAGUCAGUUAACUGAAUUUGUUGAUCAUGAAUUAGUAAAAUGGAAACGUGAUGCUGAUGUACUCUAUGUUCCUGUAGAUGUUGAUGUACUUACUCAGUUUUAUAAGCAAAAUGAAGAAAAUGAUGAAUAAAUUCAGUGUUUUGUAUAUUUUUUUGUUUAAAUUCCAAAAAGAA